Molecule: messenger RNA, 1164 nt
Organism: Lycium ferocissimum
Lineage: Eukaryota; Viridiplantae; Streptophyta; Magnoliopsida; Solanales; Solanaceae
Exons: 2
Coding region: 1-1164 (387 amino acids)
Source: RefSeq, a predicted model, not a curated record
AUGUUGUGCAAAAGAUUGAAACUGGUACUAUCUACUUUGGUGAAUAACACUCAAGCUGCUUUUGUGAGUGGAAGAUCACUAGUUCACAAUGUCCUUAUUUGUCAUGAUCUCCUAAGGCAUUAUAAUAGGAAAACUACUCCUAGAUGCCUCAUGAAAAUUGACCUGAGAAAGGCAUAUGAUAUGGUUAAAUGGGACUUCUUGGAAGAGAUGAUGCAUGGGUUUGGCUUCCCCAGUAGAUUUGUUGAGCUGAUAAUGUUGUGUGUGACAACCACCAAGUUCUCUAUCAAGGUUAGUGGAACCAUCUAUGGUUAUUUUGAGGGGAAGAGAGGACUUAGGCAAGGGGACCCCGUCUCCCCCUUGCUAUUUGUCCUAGUCAUGGAGUAUUUGUCUAGAGUGUUGAAUAAAAUGGGCAACUUACCAAAUUUCAGAUACCAUCCCAUGUGUAAAGGGCAGAAACUAACACAUUUGGCUUUUGCUAACACUGAGAAGUCCAAUAUAUUCAUAGCAGGUGUAGAUGAAGACAUGAAAGAGAGGCUAUUAAGACAAACUGGAUUUACUGGAGCAGUGUUCAUACUGCCCCAAAGUGUAGUAAAAGAAGUUGAUAAACUCUGCAGAGGGUUUUUAUGGGGCAACACUGAAGAUAAAAAGAAGAUCAACCUAGUAGCAUGGGAGAAAAUAUGUCAACCAAAGAGUCAUGGAGGACUGAAUAUUAAAAGGUGUAAAGUGUGGAACAUAGCAUCUGUGGGGAAACUCAUCUGGUGGAUAAUGGAAAAGUCAGACUUGUUAUGGGUCAAAUGGGUGCACGAAAUCUAUAUACACAAUGGUGAGGACUUCUGGACCCAUAUUCCACCAAAGGACAGUAGUUGGUACUGGAGAACACUGCACAAAGUGAAGGUGAGAAUGACAUCUUGGUACUCUGCUGGACACUAUAGAUUAACUGCAACAGGGAAGUAUUCUGUAGUGGGGGCUUAUCAGAAAUUAAUAGGUGAUGGGACAAAGGAGGAUAUAGCUGGCCUAAUAUGGACCAAACUAGCUCAACCUAAACAUAGGUUCAUAUUGUGGUUAGCAGCACAGGGGAGGCUACUCACUAAGGAUAGAAUUCAUGGGAUGGGCUUAUACUGUGAUACAAUAGAGUGUGAGCUGUGCGAUGGGAACUGGAUAUAA